ACCAGCACGCUGGUCAUCCCCGUCAGCGUGCGUCUCGCCGUGGCUUUCACCUGUACGUUUGGAAAAUGGCGUGUGUGUGUGUACGAGCAGUGAGACAGAGCUACUCACUCAUCAUUUCCUCCGGGCUACUAAGAGCAUCUCCACGACUGCUAUGCACAGCCACCCAGCAGAAGAAUGGCCCAGGGUCAGAGGAGGAAGCUGACAGGACAGAGCAAGGUGCAGCAGAGAAAGUCCUCACGGAGGAGAAGACUCAGCUGGAAGAGCAACUCAAGGACAUGACGGAAAAGUACAAGAGGGCCUUAGCAGACACUGAAAACUUGAGGACAAGGAGUCAAAGGAUGGUAGAAGAUGCUAAGUUAUAUGGGAUCCAAGGCUUUUGCAAGGACCUGCUGGAGGUGGCCGACAUCCUGGAAAAGGCCACGGAGAGCGUACCUAAAGAGGAGGUGACGAGCCAGAACCCGCACCUGAAGAACCUGUUUGACGGCCUGGUGAUGACCGAGGUCCAGAUCCAGAAGGUUUUCACCAAGCACGGCCUGGUCCGGCUCAACCCGGAGGGCCAGAAGUUCGACCCUUACGAGCACGAAGCGCUCUUCCACGCCCCGGUGGAGGGCAAAGAGCCAGGCGCCGUCGCCAUAGUAACCAAAGUGGGCUACAAGCUCCACGGCCGCACCCUCAGGCCAGCGUUGGUGGGCGUGGCCAAGUAAACUGAUGAGGAGGGUCGAUGGUGUCGUUGCCUGGACAAUGGAAGACCUCAGGUACAGCACCCAGCUCCAGGUCCUCCCAUCGCUCUGGCAGCACCCCGGGGUGUCUCAGAGACGGGACCCAAGCAACGCUUCUCUACGGACACCAUCCAACGAUUUUAAGAGAUAUGCUUUUCAGGCACAGGACAUUGUUUUCACUCAAAUUCCUGUAUGUUACCAGACUUGAGGUGACUUUCUUUUUUUUUUCUUCCAGAUAUCGACAGAUUAUUAAAGCAGCACAAAUGACUUUUGUUCACGUUUGUUCACUUUUAUUUGAAGGAGUACAGGACUGUCUCAGAAAAUUAGAAUAUUGGGAUAAAGUUCUUUAUUUUCUGUAAUGCAAUUUAAAAAAAAAAAAAAAA
This is a messenger RNA of Cololabis saira (Pacific saury), 1102 nucleotides long. RefSeq names its product GrpE-like 1, mitochondrial (gene grpel1). Gene Ontology annotation, cellular component: PAM complex, Tim23 associated import motor. Lineage: Eukaryota; Metazoa; Chordata; Actinopteri; Beloniformes; Belonidae. The record is from RefSeq and is a predicted model, not a curated record. The transcript is spliced from 4 exons. The coding region runs from base 66 to 704 and encodes 212 amino acids. Gene Ontology annotation, molecular function: adenyl-nucleotide exchange factor activity; protein-folding chaperone binding; protein homodimerization activity. Gene Ontology annotation, biological process: protein import into mitochondrial matrix; protein folding.